AAAAAAAAAAGUCUAGAGGUCAGAGUCAAGAGGUCAGACAUACAUGACGCAACAUCUGAUAUUGUUCUAUUGGCCUUGAGAAAACAAACUGUCAUCUUGUGGAGGUGGCCAUGAGGCCGGAAAUGGUGGGUGGCCUCUAGCUGCUGAGAGUGGCCUUGGCUUACAACCGGCACGAAAGUGGGGACCCCAGUUGUACAAUCAAAAGGAACUGACUCCUACCAAAAACAGCUUGGAACAGGACCCUGAACUUUGAUAGUCUGCUAGACCCUGAGCAGAGACUUUAUCCAAGCUGAGACCAGACAUCUGACCCACAGCAGUAUGACUAAUGAAUGGGUGUUAUUUUAAGUCACCAAGUUCAUGGUAUCUCUACACAACAAUAGAAAACAAUUACAAUUGUUUUCUUUGGUUGCUGUGCAUAUCAUUCCAAGUUAGAGAUAAACCUAAAACAUCUCAGUAGCUUAGUACAACACAAGUUUCUUUUGCUCAUGCUAUCUCAUUGUCAUUGGUCAGCUGUGUGAGACUGUGGACGGCUCGCUGUAGCCACUUGAAGACAUUUUCAAAAGAGAAUUCAUGAAGACCAUCUGUUAGAUUGUUUUGACAUGAGUGCUGGGGUGGGAAAUAGAUGUUUCUCCUACUUAACAGAAGGAGAAAGACAUGCAGAGACAACUGAGUGGAUCCAUGGAUGGAAGUAGAUAGACCUCAGCCUCCUAUCAGGAUAACUUGAUCAUCCUAUGUGGCCGCUGUCAAUAAACAAGGGCUCAGAGAAAGAGUGCUGGAGGGUAGGCACCAGAAAUGAAAUGCUUAGUGAUCCAUAUCCUUCCUACUUACUUUACGUGGCUAUAACCAGUCAUGUGACUAUGCCUAACUUCAAGGGUACAGAGAAGUGAAAUUCUGUGUGUAUCCAAAGUAGAAAAGUUCCAGAUAUUGGUCAGCGUGAGUCUGUCUACCACAGCAUGUUGCUCAGGUUGGGAGAAAGCAGGAUUUCAGACCGUCCAGCUUCAUAGAUCUCUUCUUGACAAGGCGGCUGGGCAUCGCAGGGCUGAAAACAGCCAGAGGGGUUAGUGUGUGAAUGGAAUGCUUGACCCCAGACACAGAGGACAGCAAAGGACUCCCUGAUUAGGGGGUGCUGAACCUGAGAUCACCUCCCGUGUCCUUCAGAAGUUGCUGGAAACAAUGUUCGUCAUGUACGUGUUGAUAAUCGGCGUUUAUUCCUUCACCGUUCAGCCUGAGGAACACACAGUGGCUGCAGGAAACUGCCAGUUUCUUGGCAAGCAUUUCAAAACUGACUUCAAAGUGGAAGGGGAGCCUGUGGUCCUGAAGUGCCCCCAGGUGCAGUAUUGGUUGUGGGAGUCUGUCAGCCCCCACGUCAACGUGACAUGGCAUAAAAAUGAUUCUGCUAGAACGAUUCCAGGGGAAGAAGAGACACGAAUGUGGGUCCAGGAUGGUGCUCUCUGGAUCUUGCCAGCCUUGCAAGAGGACUCUGGCACCUACCUCUGCACUGUCAGAAACACGUCUUACUGUGAUGAAAUGUCCACUGAGCUCAGGGUUUUUGAGAAGACAGAAGCUUCCCUGCCUUUCAUAUCAUACCCGCAAAUUCUUACGUUGUCAACCUCUGGGUCCUUAGUUUGCCCUGAGCUGAGUGAAUUCAUCCGUAACAAAAUGGACAUGAAGAUUCAGUGGUACAAGGAUUCUGUCCUUUUGGAUCAAGACAAUGAGAAGUUUCUAAGUGUGAGGGGAACCUCUCGCUUACUCAUACAUAAUGUGUCUGUGGAGGAUGCGGGUUAUUACAGCUGUGCCAUGACAUUCGCCCACGAAGGCAUGCAGUACAACGUGACUAGGAAUAUUGAACUACGUGUCAACAAAAAAGAAGAGGAGACAAUUCCUGUGAUUAUCUCCCCCCACCAGACCAUCUUAGCUUCACUGGGGUCAAGAUUGACAAUCCCAUGUAAGGUGUUUCUGGGAGCUGGCACACAUUCGACCACCAUGCUGUGGUGGAUGGCCAACACCACCAGCAUAGAGAGCGCGUACCAGGGAGGCCGUGUGACCGAGGGGCAGCGCCAGGAAUACUCGGAAAAUAACGAGAACUACAUUGAAGUGCCACUGAUUUUUGAUCCAGUCAUAAGAGAGGAUUUGAACACGGAUUUUAAAUGCGUUGUGCGCAACACACUGAGUACUCAGAUGCUACGUACCACGGUCAAAGAAGCUACCACAUUCUCCUGGGGGAUUGCGCUGGCCCCCCUCUCCCUGGUCUUCUUGGUUUUGGUGGGAAUAUGGAUGCACAGACGGUAUAAACACAGAACUGGAAAAACAUAUGGUUUGACCACGUUAAAGACUGGCCCUUAAGAUUUUCAAUCUUACACGAGUGAAAUAAAGGCAAUAAAACAAUUCAAA
Acinonyx jubatus (cheetah) is the source of this 2391-nucleotide messenger RNA. It is a transcript of the gene IL1R2, whose product is annotated as interleukin 1 receptor type 2. Gene Ontology annotation, molecular function: interleukin-1 binding; interleukin-1, type II, blocking receptor activity. The record is from RefSeq and is a predicted model, not a curated record. The transcript is spliced from 9 exons. The coding region runs from base 1174 to 2343 and encodes 389 amino acids. Lineage: Eukaryota; Metazoa; Chordata; Mammalia; Carnivora; Felidae.